Magallana angulata is the source of this 935-nucleotide messenger RNA. RefSeq names its product RE1-silencing transcription factor B-like. Bases 20 to 718 code for a protein of 232 amino acids. Lineage: Eukaryota; Metazoa; Mollusca; Bivalvia; Ostreida; Ostreidae. The record is from RefSeq and is a predicted model, not a curated record. The transcript has a single exon.
CUCUUUUCAUUUGUUGUAGAUGGCAAAGACUAAGACCACUCCAAAUUAUGAGUUUCGGCGUUGUCCAAUGUGUUCCUAUUCAGCAAGAAGUGAAGACUACAAAGGACACGUCUUCAAGUGUGCUAUGCGGACCUUCCAAUGUCCUGUGUGCGACUUCUGUAAUAAUAAAGAAGCUAACCUGAAGCGACACAUAAAGAGAUGUCACCCUGGCCUAGCCAAGGAAGAAGUCGUUAAGUUGGGAAGCAAGGAGGAUAAGUGUGAAGAAGUGAGAGAACAGCGGGAAGACGAUUGGCUUGCUCAAGAUCCGGGAGAUCUUAUUGGAGAAAUUUCAGAUGAGGAUAGCGAUAAAGACGAUGAUGGAGACACCACGAGUGAUAAAGAAGCUGAAUCUCAAGAGAAAGAGGUAGAUGAAAGUUUGCUUGAGGGAAGGAUGUUUAGGAAGCCGACAACGCCUUCGCUUCCGAUAAUUAGUAAGCGGAAAUCUUCGGAUGUUCACUUGUCUCCUGCACAACCUAAAAAGUUGAGAAAGGAGGAUCAAGCCGUGCAGACUUCAUUAGGUGGUGAACACUUUGAAAACUCGUUUGGAAGCAGGAGGGACUGUGGAACUCAAACGGAUCCUUUGAAAAGAAUCCUGACAACGAAAACUGUCAAGAAGUUCAGAGAUGGAAAUGUUGACACUAAGAUCGUUUCUAAAGAAAAAGUUGUGUUUGAUAUGUGAAUCAUUUGAAAUGCAUUUUUAAGGAAAAUUGUUUAUUUCUGCAAAGUUAAGAAACUUUGUAGUUUGAGUACUGAUGUUAAAUAAAUAUAACUUGGUAGUUUUAACAUUUUAUUUACAUGCGGGUCGCAUGUCAUCGAAGGCGUGGGUAGUGUAACGAUUUUAAGUUAUGUAAUGUUGAAUCAUGCGUACGGCACAUGAUAGCUGUGUUUGUAUUGUC